GCAAACUCAAAAUGAGAUUUUGUAGUAUAUCAAAAUUAUACUUGUCUUUUUCAAAAUGAGUUCAGUCUUUAUCAAAAUGAGUUCAGAAUACAGAAACUAGGGCAAUGUUAUACAUGCACAUCGAUUUUUUUAUAAACUUUUCCAACGAAACCAAACACAACGUAACAUUGAAUUUCAUUUCAAACACUUCUUUUCUGUUUUGAAAGGUAACUCUUCACAAGGUAGUGAUGGAACAGGGGUUAGCCCCUCUGAAAGAACACCUCAACGCUCCACCUCAAAGUACGGCUCCCGUAAUCUGACACCCCCUCGUCCCAAAUACAGUCCCGAGAAGGUGCGGUUCUCAAAACCUCCUUCGGACAUUUCGGGCGCCUCGGAAUCACCCGUAACGAUGACGGAGUAUUCCGAAUCAUCUACAGAAAAUUCCCAGAAUUCUUUGCCCGAACUCGGUGCGUGGCAAAUUUCGGAGGAAUUCAAUCUAAUCUCAAAACACAAGCUUGUCGUGGAGCAGAGAACACGUGACAAGGAGAGCCAAUCACCACAAGAUGAAGAAACGUCUCCUGGGGACACGGGUGUAUGGCCGGCACUCUUUGGGGAUAGUACGUCUAUCUUCAACGCCAACAAAAACGAAAUUGACACAGAAAAGGAACAGCCCAUGUGCGGCUUAUUUGAGAAGGCCGAGCGAAAGCAUUUCUCACAACGCAGAAUUCUCGCUGGACUCAGUCCAUCGGAGGUGAAAGCGAGCAGAGAUAUAUUCGAAGGCGAUGAUGCCGAGGAUAUAUUUGCCUAAUGCACAAUAUGUGACCUAGUUUAUUUUGUGUUUGUAAUAGAGCUGUUUUAAUCAAUGUAAACAAAAAAAUCUUCGUUGACAAAUAGUACAUUGGUUAGAAAA
Messenger RNA from Dendronephthya gigantea, 889 nucleotides. RefSeq lists its product as uncharacterized. Lineage: Eukaryota; Metazoa; Cnidaria; Anthozoa; Malacalcyonacea; Nephtheidae. The record is from RefSeq and is a predicted model, not a curated record. The transcript has 3 exons. Bases 389 to 787 code for a protein of 132 amino acids.